Molecule: messenger RNA, 4287 nt
Organism: Eimeria maxima
Lineage: Eukaryota; Apicomplexa; Conoidasida; Eucoccidiorida; Eimeriidae
Product: AROM polypeptide/ shikimate-quinate 5-dehydrogenase, putative
Exons: 9
Molecular function (GO): 3-dehydroquinate synthase activity; transferase activity, transferring alkyl or aryl (other than methyl) groups
Source: RefSeq, a predicted model, not a curated record
GGUGUUUCCUCCUACUGCUUUUUUAUUGACGGAGAAGUUCUUAAAUUCCCUCAGCAUAGAAGAAGAAUAAAAGAAUUAGCUCGUUGUGUUUGCUGCACCGGCACCAGCAUCAGCAUCAACAUCAACAUCAACAUCAGCAGCAGCAGCAGCAGCAGCAGCAGCAACAGGGUUAUAUGCUCUAGCUGUGGCAGCAGCAGCAGCAGCAAAUGCAGCAACAGCAGCAUAUACUGCACCGACUGCUGCCUUUGCUGCUUUAUUCCUCCUCCCUUGCUACCUGAAGGACAAACUAACCAGCAGCAGCAGCAGCAGCAACAGCAACAGCAACAGCAACAGAAACAGCAGCAACAGCAACAGCAACAGCAACAGCAACAGCAGCAACAGCAACAGCAACAGCAGCAACAGCAACAGCAACAGCAGCAACAGCAGCAGCAGCGGCGGCAGCAGCGGCAGCAUGGGCCCGUACUGCAGCAGCAGCAGCAGCAGAAAAAGAAAGGAAAACCAAUACCUUGUGUCUUCUUUGCUGUCUAUGGAGGAGAAGCUGCAAAGACACCCCAAUCUGCUAUAUAUAUAAGCGAGUUGCUGCUGCAGCUAUCUCAGCAGAACCAGAGGCAGAAGGAGCAGCAGCAGCAGCAGCAGCAGCAACAGCAACAACUGCAGCUACAAGACGGGGGAACUUGGCUACCUUCCCCUGCUGUAAGCAGCAACAGCAGCAACAGCAGCAACAGCAGCGGGAGUUGCUGCAGGGUGGUGCGUGUGUUUGGUACAACAACAGCAGCAGGAGCAGCAACACAACUAGGAGCAACAGCAGCAGGAGCAGCAGCAGCAAAUGACGAAUUCAUACUAGAUAGGGAUACAGUAAUUGCUGCUGUAGGGGGAGGAGCAACAACGGAUCUAAUCUCUUUUUGCAGCAGUCUGCUGCUGCGCGGAUUGCGGCUGCUGCUGCUGCCUACUACGCUUCUUGCUGCUGUUGAUGCUGCUGUCGGAGGAAAAACAGGAGUAAAUGCAAAAGGACUAAAGAAUAUGUUGGGCACCUUUUAUUGCCCUUCUUUUUGCUUUAUUAACUUUUCUUUCCUACAAACCCUAGAUAGCAGACAGAUGAGGAGUGGAUUGGCGGAGGUGGUGAAAAUUGCUGCUGCUCUAAGCCCUGCCUUCCUCCAUUAUCUAUUAACUGUAGACCCUAAAUGCUUGGGGGUUGAUCAGGAGCCUCAACCUGCUCAGUUGCUGCUGCAGCAGCAUCAGCUGCAGCAGGAAAAAGAGCAGCAGCAGCAAUUAUUUCCAUUGUUAGGUGUAGUUGCUGCUGCUGUUGCACUAAAGGCAGCAGUUGUUGCUGCUGAUCUUAAAGAAAAUAAUAUUCGUGGUGUUCUUAAUUUUGGUCACACUAUUGGCCAUGCUAUAGAGAUUACACCAGGAAUUAAUUGGGCCCAUGGAGAAUGUGUAUCCGUUGGAUGCGUACUUGAAUCUUCCUUAAUAUCCUUUUUAGGGUUUAAUAAUUCUCUUCUUUUUUUCCUUCUUUUUUUCGCUUUUAAGAGGUUUAAAUUACCUGUAUAUUUACCUGUACAGCUGCAGCAGUUGCUGCCACCACCGCUGCAGCAGCAGCUGCAGCAGCAGCAGGAACAGGAGCAAGAGCAGCAGCGACGGCAGGAACAGCAGCACCAGGAGCAGCAGCAGCAACAGCAGGAGGAGGAGGAUGAUGAUGAGCAGAAGCAGCGACCUUCACAGGAACAGGAAGAAGAAGAGCAGUUGCUGCUGCAGCAAGAGCAGCAGAAGCAGCUGCUGCUGCAGCAGGAGCAGCAGAAUUGGUUAUUACGCUUAUUAGGGGAUAAAAAGAAUAAAAAAGGAGAAAUAAGUUUUGUUUAUCCAAAUAAUGUCUCCUUUGUAUCUAUAAGACCAGGAGGAGCAACAGCAGCAGCAGCAGCAGCAGCAGCUGCUGCUGCUGCUGCAACAGCAACGGCAACAGCAACAGCAGCAGCACCAGCGGCAGCACCAGCAGCAGCACCAGCAACAGCAGCAGCAACAGCAGAAGCAACAGCAGCAGCAAUAGCAGCAGCAAAAGCAGCAAGAGACAAAAAUGAGUGCGACAUGGAUCAGUUCUGCAGCGAUGCAUUUGUACCAGGGUCGAAGUCGGUUGCCAAUCGGGUGCUCCUCCUCGCUGCUAUGUGGGUUGCCUUCGGCAACGGCAGCAGCAGCAGCAGGUACAGCAGCAGCAGCAGCAACAGCAGCAACAGCAGCAACAGGAGCAGCAACAGCGACGACAGGAAGAAGAGGCGCGCAUUGCUGCACGGAUUGCCUUGCUGCAGCGACACAGUAGCCAUGACAUUGGCACUGCAGCAACUGCAGCUAGCAAAUAUUAAAUUAAAUAGAGGCCAUAACGCGCAUAUUUUUGAGGCAGAGUUGGAGGAGAGAGAAAGAAAGGAAGGAGAGCCAAUUGCUGCUGCUAUUAAACCAGGAGAAUGCCUAAGAUUAGACUGUAUGGGUAGCGGCACAACAAGCCGUUUUUUAUUUCCUUUUUGUUUUUAUCUUCUUAUUGAUGCAACAUAUACAUGGGCAUUUAAUUAUAUUAUGCAAAAAAAGAGAGAAAAAGAAGAAGAAAAAGAAAAAAGCUUAGCAGCUAUUGAACGAGCUAGAGCAGCAAGACGAGCACAAAGGAGAGCAGCAAGGCGGGCAGCAAGACAAGCAUCAAGAGCAGCAACAGCAGCAGCAGCAGCAGUAGCAGGAUUAAAACAGGUAGAGGAGGAAGAAGAAGAAGAGGAAGAAGAAGAGGAGGAGGAAGAGGAGGAGGAGGAACUAGAAGAAUAUUAUGGCGCUUAUGCAGACGAAGAGGACGAAGAGCCAGAACCACCAGUAUUCCAGUUGCUGCUGGAUGGAGACAGUCAGCUACGCCGUCGUCCUAUGGGAGACUUAGUAGCAGCAACAACAGGUUUAUUUAAUUGUAUAUCUGUCUCCUCUGUUAAAAAUAAUGAUGAUAAUAUAAAUAUAAUAAAUAAACAGGAAGAAGAACGAGAAGAAGAAGAAGAAGAAGAGGGAGGUGCAGGAGGAGGAGACGAGGACCAGCAGCACACAUUACCCUUGCUGCUGACGUAUAAAGAUCCGCUGCUGCUGCUGCAGCAAAUGCGUUAUGAAUUAGGUAGACUACUACAGGAGCAGGAGAGCAGCAAGAGGGAAGGCAGGAGGAACAGCAGGGGGAACAGCAGGAGCAGCGGGAGCAGCAGCUUAAGCAGCAUGAGCAGCAGCAGCAGCAGCAAGAACAGCAACAAGGAUGAUGAAUAUACAGUUGAACAACUAAGGGAGCAACUGUACUAUUAUGUACUGCAGCAGCAACUCACCUGCUGCUGUGUCUUUGUAUCCAACAGCAGCAGCAGCCAAUUUGCUUCCUCCUUGUUAAUGGUCUCUCCCUUGCUGCAGCAGGCAAUAUCUAUAGUAUUAGUAAAAAAAGAUGAGGCGGAGGAAGAUAUUACUAGUACUAUUGCAAGCAGCAGCAGUAGCUGGUGCAGCAACGGCUACAGCAGCAGCAGUAUCUGGUGCAGCAACGGCUACAGCAGCAGCAGCAGCAGCAGCAUGAGGAAGAAGAAACAAAAAGUUAUAACAAGACAAGAAGAUGUUCUUUCUCUUCCUUAUUUGUUGAUGACUUUACGAUUGAUGCAUGUGUGGGGUUUUAGGUGUAUAUACACCCCACCAUCUACCUUUCGUGUAUUACCUAUAGGUAGCGGCAUUAGCACCGGCUGUAGCAAUCAGCAGCAGCAGCAGCUGCUGCUGUUACAGCCUCUGAGGGACGAAGAGGACGACGAAGACGACGAUGAUGAUUUCUUCCUGCGGCAGCGAGUACUGAUAGGGGAUGAUGAUGAUGAGGAUGAGGAGGAAGAAGAAUUUUAUAGGCAGCAGCGAUUUAGGCGGGAGCACGCGGUGAUGCUGCAGGAGCAGGGAAUAGAUGUGGGGGAGGAAGAAGAUUAUGAGCAGCAGCGGCAGCGGCGGGAAGUGCAGCAGCUGCAGCAGCUGCAGGAAAUGCAACAGCUGCAGCACCUGCAGGAGCUGCAGGAUAGGGAGGAAGGCAUGCAGGAGGAUACGCCGCCGCUGCUGCUGCAGGAGUAUUAUGAGAGGAAGCAACAGUAUCUGCAGGAGCAAGGCAGUCCAGUAGCAGCAGCUGCUGGUGCAGCAGCAGCAGCAGCAGCAGCAGCAGCAAAAGAAGAUCUAAGACAUUUCUUCGUAGAAGGGGACGCAUCUGCUGCUUCUUAUUUCUUUGGAUUUGCUGCUGUUUCUUCUGCUAAGGUUGCCGUCAACGUUAGCAGGUAA